CGCCCAGCAACAUCCCCUCCCCCCGCCCCCGCCCACCCCGGCCCGGAGCCCCGACUCGAGCCUCGGAGCGGGAGCCGAGUCUGCGCCCGAGGGAGGACGAUGCGGCAAUAGCAGUCACGAUGCCCUUUCCACUGGGCGACUCGACACUCAACAACUCAGAAACCAAGGAUUACUGUUACAAAGCCCGGAUCAGAAGCACUGUACUCCAAGGACUGCCUUUUGGGGGGAUUCCCACAGUACUUGCACUUGACUUCCUAUGCUUUCUUUUGUUGCUGUUCCUGUUCUCUGUUCUGCGCAAGGUGGCCUGGGACUAUGGACGACUGGCCUUGGUUACCGAUGUUGACAGGCUGCGACGCCAGCAGAGAGACCGAGUGGAGCAGGAAUAUAUGUCCUCAGCAAUGCAGGCAGACAGCCAUGACCGCUACGAGCGCCUCACUUCUGUCUCCAGCUCCGUGGACUUUGAGCAGAGAGACAAUGGUUUCUGCUCCUGGCUGACAGCAAUCUUCAGGAUAAAGGAUGAGGAGAUCUUGGACAAGUGUGGGGCUGACGCAGUUCACUACCUGACAUUCCAGCGGCACAUCAUUGGACUGCUUGCGGUCGCAGGUGUUCUCUCCGUGGGCAUUGUGCUUCCUGUCAACUUCUCAGGGAACCUGCUUGAAAACAACCCCUAUAGCUUUGGGAGAACUACCAUUGCCAACCUAGACUCAAGUAACAACCUGCUAUGGCUGCACACCUCGUUCGCCUUCCUGUACCUACUACUCACUGUGUAUACCAUGCGAAGACAUACCUCUAAAAUGCGCUAUAAAGAAGAUGACAUGGUGAAGCGCACCCUCUUCAUCAAUGGCAUUUCCAAGUACGCAGAGUCAGAAAAUAUCAAGAAGCACUUUGAGGAGGCGUACCCCAACUGCACCGUGCUUGAAGCCCGGCCUUGCUACAAUGUCGCAAAAUUGAUGUCCCUGGAAGAUCAGAGGAAGGAGGCGGAGCGAGGAAGGAUAUACUUCAGUAAUCUGCGGGCCAGAGAGAAUGUCCCCACUAUGAUCAACCCCAAGCCUUGUGGGCACCUUUGCUGCUGUGCUGUUCGAGGCUGUGAAGAGGUGGAAGCCAUCCAGUACUACACACAGUUGGAACAGAGGCUGAAAGAAGAAUAUAAACAGGAGCAGGAGAAGGUGAACCAGAAGCCACUGGGCAUGGCCUUUGUGACCUUCCACAAUGAGAGCAUUGCUGCCCUUAUCCUAAAGGACUUUAAUGCGUGUAAUUGGCAAGGCUGUACAUGUCAGGGGGAACCCCGAAGCUCAUCCUGCAGUGAAUCAUUGAACAUCACCAACUGGACAGUCUCUUUUGCCCCUGAUCCUCAGAACAUCUACUGGGAAAAUCUCUCCAUCCGUGGCUUUACCUGGUGGUUUCGAUGCCUGAUUAUCAACGUGGUGCUCUUCAUCCUCCUGUUUUUCCUCACUACUCCUGCCAUCAUCAUCACCACGAUGGACAAGUUCAACGUCACCAAGCCUGUGGAAUUUCUCAAUAACCCUAUCAUCACCCAAUUCUUCCCCACUUUGCUGCUGUGGUGCUUCUCAGCCCUGCUGCCGACCAUUGUCUACUACUCUACCUUCCUAGAGAGUCAUUGGACACGCUCUGGAGAAAACAGAACAACCAUGCACAAAUGCUAUACCUUCCUGAUCUUCAUGGUUCUGCUGCUGCCCUCUCUGGGCCUGACCAGUUUGGACUUCUUUUUCCGCUGGCUCUUCGACAAGAAGUUCUUGGCUGAAGGGGCUAUUCGGUUUGAGUGUGUGUUCCUGCCGGACAACGGCGCCUUCUUUGUCAACUACGUCAUUGCCUCGGCUUUCAUCGGCAAUGCCAUGGACCUGCUGCGAAUCCCAGGGCUGCUCUUAUACAUGAUCCGCCUCUUCCUCGCUCACUCCGCCGCCGAAAGGCGCAACGUCAAGCGGCACCAGGCCUACGAGUUCCAGUUUGGCGCGGCCUAUGCCUGGAUGAUGUGCGUCUUCACGGUGGUCAUGACCUACAGCAUCACCUGCCCCAUCAUCGUACCCUUCGGGCUCAUGUACAUGCUGCUGAAGCACCUGGUGGACAGAUACAACCUAUACUAUGCAUACCUGCCGGCCAAACUGGACAAGAAGAUCCACGCUGGGGCUGUGACCCAGGUGGUGGCGGCACCCAUCCUCUGUCUCUUCUGGCUCCUCUUCUUCUCUAUCUUGCGUGCUGGGUUCACGGCUCCCACUUCCAUGUUUACAUUUGUGGUCCUGAUCAUCACCAUUGUCAUCUCUCUCUGUCACCUCUGCUUUGGAUAUUUCAAAUAUUUCAGUGCUCAUAACUACAAGAUCGAUCACACCGAAACUGGGGAUGUCACUGACUCCAGAAUCAAUGGUAAUCGCUCCUCCGUCAAAUCUGCAUCAAGGGAGGAAGGAUGCUGCCACUCCGGCUCUCACCAAGGACCACAAAGUUUUUGAGGGAAACACUUUGGGAACCUUAAAAAGAUGUACAAAUGGCAGGAGUUCUCCAAGAGGUACAUUGCACAGGUGCUGCAGGAUUCAGAAGAAGACAGGGAUUCUGGAGACUCUGCUGGUUCUGGCGGGUCUGGGGGUUCCAGGACCUCUGAAG
Molecule: messenger RNA, 2613 nt
Organism: Antechinus flavipes (yellow-footed antechinus)
Lineage: Eukaryota; Metazoa; Chordata; Mammalia; Dasyuromorphia; Dasyuridae
Gene: TMEM63B
Product: transmembrane protein 63B
Exons: 25
Coding region: 120-2462 (780 amino acids)
Cellular component (GO): plasma membrane
Molecular function (GO): calcium-activated cation channel activity; nucleic acid binding
Source: RefSeq, a predicted model, not a curated record